CACUUGUUCAGCUGCCCAAGGCUGGUCAGCCUGCCCAUUGCCCUUGAACGUCUUAAGAACUGUCUGGUAGUUGUUGUCUCUGCUUACUGAGCUAACAAACUCCAGCGGGACUAGAAACAGCACUAAUAUGGGAUCGGCAAGAGGUCGCACUGAGAUGCAGGAUGAGCGCAGCGCCCCCAGGAGAGACGCGACCCCCCUCAAUCUGAACCACUACGCCACCAAGAAGAGCGUGGCGGAGAGCAUGCUGGAUGUGGCUCUGCUCAUGGCCAACGCCUCGCAGCUGAAGGCCGUAAUCGAGCAGGGGCCCGGGUUCAAGUAUUACAUCACCCUCCUCGCCCUCAUCAGCCUCUCUCUGCUCUUCCAGGUGGUCAUCGGAGGCCUCUUCAUUGCCAUGGCUCGGAAGGACCUCAACGAUGUGGGGAACCAACGGAAGCUGAAUAUCCUGAACAACAUGGCAACGGGGCUGGUGUUCAUCACAGCGAUCAUCAACGUCUUCAUCACAGCAUUCGGGGUCCAGAAAACAGGGCUCUACCCCAACUGACAACACGCAGAUUUCAAUGUACAUGAAGAUCUUCUUAAACAACGUGCAUAUUCACAGAAGAUGACGUUCACCACAGCCCCUGUAGAGACUUAACUGCUUCAAUAAUACCAGCAUUAAAGGCAUCUGCUAAAAUAGACAAACAUGGCCAGUGAGAGAAAUUCUGUACGGAACUGGGAAUGACAAUACAACGCUAACUCAUCAUAAACAAUAUCUGCCCUGUGCACUGGAAUUGGACACAACACUUAAUUAUUCCUAUGAACUAGCAAUAAUCUCCUUAUGAUAGCCCUUGAAUGGUUGUCCUCCCAAAAAUGUGUUACAUUCCUUUAACAAAGCAAGCAACCUGAACACUUUGUAACCCCUAAGUGGUCAGGUGGGGUCUAUUUGACCCCAGGGCCAUGUUUCACUUGUUUAUUAGACCCUACCUCACCACUUAUGUACAAACUUGUGUGCACACAGAUCAUCUUGUUUGCUGUAUUUUUCAGAUUUAGAGGCAUGAGCGACAAACCCAUUCAUGGGGCGCAGACGAGAAGACCACGUUUUCAUGUAGGAUGUAGAUGUGAAAAGGCAGUUUUUGCCCUUCACAUUUUGUGCCACUUUGCCAAAGAUGCUAUGAAGAAAGUGAUUCCAUUGAUAAGGUGCUUAUUGUCAGAGCUUGUGUAAAAGGGCUUGUAGAUUGUUGAAUGAAAACCUUUUUUGAAAAGACCUUUAUCUUUACUGAUAACGAUCAAUUCAUAUAUGGGGUCAUAUUGACCCCACUUCAUCAGUUACACGUCACCACUUAAAACAUGGAGUUAUAACGCUUGCUUGCUGUCGUUCCCUGUAUAGCACUUUGUACAGUACAAAGCUUUUAGUGUAUAUGCUACAGCAGGCAUGCAACCAAACGCAAACAGGUUUUUAAAGAUGAAAUUCAUUUUUAGAAGUAAUUCAAUUUUGUUAAACAACAGGUAUGUUUUUAGAAACACUUUCACAGUAACAACUAAAUAUAUUGUGCCUUUUCUUUUACUCAGAGUGGCUAAUAUUAUUAUUAUAAAUCUGUAGAUUUUAAAGGGGUUUUUAUUAAACAAAUACAUUUCUCCUCAA
This is a messenger RNA of Acipenser ruthenus (sterlet), 1621 nucleotides long. RefSeq names its product ninjurin 2 (gene ninj2). Gene Ontology annotation, cellular component: membrane. The transcript is spliced from 4 exons. Lineage: Eukaryota; Metazoa; Chordata; Actinopteri; Acipenseriformes; Acipenseridae. Bases 128 to 541 code for a protein of 137 amino acids. Gene Ontology annotation, biological process: cell adhesion; tissue regeneration. The record is from RefSeq and is a predicted model, not a curated record.